AUGGCAUUUCUUGAGUACCAUGUUUCAGAGAAAAGUUUCAUCUGUGGGGGUCUCCUUGUGCAUGAGGACUUCGUGCUGACAGCAGCUCACUGCUGGGGAAGCUCAAUCAACGUCACCCUGAGGGACCACAACAUCUACCAGCAGGAGAGAACCCAGCAGGUCAUCCCAGUGAGAAGAGCCAUCCCCCACCCACGCUAUGAUCAUAAUAAGUGGGUCAACGCUAUCAUGUUACUGCAGCUGAGGAGGAAGGCCUACCUGACCGCGGCUGUGAGCCCCAUCAGGCUGCCCUGGAGGAGGGAGCUGGUGAAGCCAGGGAUGGUGUGCAGUGUGGCCGGCUGGGGGCACCUGGGCAUGAACAAUCCAGUGGCAGAGAGACUGCAGGAGGUAGACCUUGAAGUCCAAAGGGAUGAGGAAUGCAUCUCUCGCUACAAGGAUUACAACACCACUACCCAGAUAUGUAGGGAAACCAAGAAAGAGGAAGGGUCCUUUUUUGGUGACUCUGGGGGCCCCCUUGUGUGA
Molecule: messenger RNA, 519 nt
Organism: Mesoplodon densirostris (Blainville's beaked whale)
Lineage: Eukaryota; Metazoa; Chordata; Mammalia; Artiodactyla; Ziphiidae
Product: mast cell protease 3-like
Exons: 4
Coding region: 1-519 (172 amino acids)
Biological process (GO): proteolysis
Cellular component (GO): intracellular membrane-bounded organelle; cytoplasm
Molecular function (GO): serine-type endopeptidase activity
Source: RefSeq, a predicted model, not a curated record